AUGAUAUCAAGUAGUUUCUACGAAUAUAUCGAUAGAGAGAGCAUUGAUUCAAAUCUUAUAUGCUUACUUUGCCAUAAUCCUUUUAUUGAUCCAAUUGUGACUCAAUGUGGCGAUACUUAUUGCCGUCUAUGUAUUGAAAACGAUAUGGGAAAUGGUUCUCAUUGCCCGUCGCAGUCGUGUAAUCAAUUAUUGAGUAUUGACCAUUUGACACCAAACCCUCCGCCGCGCCUUGUCGCCUCAAUGCUUGAUAGACUUAAAGUCCGAUGCCAGCUUUGUGAGAAAACAAAUAUAAAUAGAGGAACCUUUGAUGAACAUAUAAAGACAAGCUGUUCUGAAUAUCGAAUAGAUUGCCCAGGGAAGAAUAUUGGAUGUCAAUGGUUUGGAUCGAGGAACGAACAUGAUGAACACACGAAAACGUGUUUAUUCGAAAAAUUAAGACCAAUGGUCGAUAUCUUGUAUAGGGUUAUUGAAAACCAAAGUUUGGAUAUAGAAAACCUCCAAAAACAAACAGAACAGCAAACGACAGAAAUCGGACAACUAAAUACUCAAGUUGACCAGCAAAAGGCUCAACUUGAACAACAAAAGGCAGAAUCUAGACAACAAAAGAUUCAACUUGAUCAACAAAAGACUAAACUUGAACAACAAACGACAGAAAUCGGACAACUAAAUACUCAAGUUGACCAGCAAAAGGCUCAACUUGAACGACAAGCGGCAGAACUCGGACAACACAAGACUGAAAUUGAACUGCAAAAGACUCAAAUUGAACAACUAGAAGCUCAAUUACAAAAGCAGCAGAUUCAAAUCAGCGACAUUCAAUCAGAAAAUCAAACCCAAAAUAAUGAAAUAACAUCUAUUCGNCAGAUUCAAAUUGGCGACAUUCAAUCAGAAAAUCAAACCCAAAAGAAUGAAGCAGCAUCUAUUCGCAACCAAUUUACAAUCCUUCAAGAAGAAAUCAACAAACUGAAAAGCACAGCACUUUGGCUCUGUAAGUAG
Molecule: messenger RNA, 993 nt
Organism: Rotaria socialis
Lineage: Eukaryota; Metazoa; Rotifera; Eurotatoria; Philodinida; Philodinidae
Source: the annotation of a GenBank genome assembly